CGUGGUGGUGGUAGUGGCCAGAGCACGGUGCAUCACCCUCACAGGACCAGGGUGAAGGGACAGUGCAGACACCACUCUCUGCUCCUGCUCUGCUGGGGACAGGCUGGCCCUCGGUGCAUGCGCCACAAUGACGGUGAAGAAGACCCAGGCUCUGCAGGAUGGAAGUGCCAAGGAGAACGUGCUGCAGAGGGUGCUGCAGCUGCCCGUGGUGAGCUCCACGUGCCAGACGCUGCAGCGCAAGUACAGCAGCACCAAGGAGUCGCACCCGCUGAUGGCCUCGGUGUGCGAGGUGUACGAGCGCGGCGUGCAGGGCGCCGGCGCCCUGGCCAUGUGGGGCAUGGAGCCCGUGGUGCGCCGGCUGGAGCCGCAGUUCGCUGUGGCCAACAACCUGGCUUGCCGGGGCUUGGACCACCUAGAGGAGAAGAUCCCUGCUCUCCAGUACCCUGUUGACAAGCUCGCAUCUGAACUGAAGGACACCAUCUCCUGCCCCAUCCAAAGUGCCAAAAGCACCAUUGGCAGCUCCAUGGAUAAGAUCAUCGAGCUGGCGGCGGAGGGCUAUGAGGCCACCAAGAGCACGGUGGAAACGACAGCCAAGUACACAAGGAAGAACUCAGUGACCCAGAUGGCAGCUGCAGGGGUCGACACAGCCCUGGGAGGGCUGGAGAAGCUGAUGGAAUACCUGCUGCCAGAGGAGGAUGAAGAAGCAGAUAAGAAGCCCAAAAAGAAACGUCUGUCAACACCAAAGGUGUCCCAGCAGCAGCCCAGCACUACCACUGCUCCCAGUGCUCCCAGUGCUACCAGGGCUCCCAGUGCUCCCAGUGCUACCAAGGCUCCCAGUGCUCCCAGUGGUACCAGUGCUACCAGGGCUCCCAGUGGAAGCCUGGCCAAGCCCAGUGCCCCUGCGGCCCCUCAGGCCCGCAGCGAUGGGCAGGGCAGCACGGGCUGGCUGACCCGGAGAGCCAGCAAGGCACCGGAGCAGAAGCAGGAGAAGGCAGGCAAGAAAGACACCAACCCCGCCAAGGCGGCACAGGACCCCGGGCUCGUGGGCAGCGUGGCUCACAACCUGCAAACCGCCUGCGCCUCGGGCAUCUCCAGCGUGAAGAAGGUCCCAGCCGUGGCCUGGGAUGCGGCAGAGGGCUUGAUCCUCUUCACCCCCCGCAGGCUGUCCAGGGCCAUGGAGACUGUGGAUGCUCUCGGGGGGACCCUCGUCAGUGCCCCUAAGCAUCUGCUGGGCACCCUGUACAGCUACGUGCCGCUCCGCAGGCAGUCGGUGAAGGAAGAAGAAGCAUCCAGGAGCACCAAGACCAACGCAGAGAAAAAAGAGAAGAAGGAGAAGGAGGAGGAGGAGGAGGAGACCAAGCCUGCUGCCCCCUCCAGUGAGGAGAAAUCCCAGCUGAGGGGUGACUGGCGGCUGUACCGCGGCCAUCACCCCCUCUCCUUCCUGGGGCUCGAGGACCCCCUCUUCCUGCGGCACAGCUACUACCGCAGCCCUGCCUUCGACCCCGACUACCCCUUCCCGCGGAAAUCCGCCUUCUCCCCCUACAACCGGCGGGUGAGCGAGGGCUCCUACCGCUUCAGCCCCGAGUCCAUGUACGGCCGGGCCUACUACGGCAACCUGUACACUCCUGUCUUCAAGAAGGACUGA
Passer montanus (Eurasian tree sparrow) is the source of this 1645-nucleotide messenger RNA. RefSeq names its product perilipin 1 (gene PLIN1). The coding region runs from base 128 to 1645 and encodes 505 amino acids. Gene Ontology annotation, cellular component: lipid droplet. Gene Ontology annotation, biological process: lipid metabolic process. The transcript has 9 exons. NCBI's taxonomy places the organism in Eukaryota, Metazoa, Chordata, Aves, Passeriformes, Passeridae. The record is from RefSeq and is a predicted model, not a curated record.